This is a messenger RNA of Cylicostephanus goldi, 324 nucleotides long. The record is from the annotation of a GenBank genome assembly. NCBI's taxonomy places the organism in Eukaryota, Metazoa, Nematoda, Chromadorea, Rhabditida, Strongylidae.
AUGGUGGUGUUGACGUCCUUUAUCGCCGAUGGCAAUUACCAAGUGACUAUUAUGACCAAGGCUAAACUUUCCUAUAAUGGAACUGUCGAAUGGGCUCCUCCGGCCAUUUAUAAGAGCAUGUGUCAAAUAGACGUCGAGUUCUUCCCUUUCGAUCGGCAGCAAUGCGAGAUGAAGUUUGGCUCUUGGACGUAUGGUGGCCUCGAGGUAGAUUUGAUUCAUAAGGACGAACAUCUCCAAGAGGAGAUGAUUGAGAUUGUCGAAGGAGUCGACGGGCCAAUGGAAGAGUCUGUCUGGAUAGUCGACGAAGGUAACUUCCUGUUUUAA